UCUCAGGAAAUAUUUUUCAAAUACGGAAUGAUGAUCGUUGUUGCGGGCAUGCUCGCAGUGAUGUUGAAUAUGGUAAAUUCAAAAGGAAGCAUUUCCGUUACAGAGAACGAAUUGAAAAUGUUACACAACUCGAAACUGAUUUUCUUUCCGAAUGAAAAAGUUCCAGAUAGGUUUGAUGCUCGCCAAAAGUGGCCAGAAUGCACUUCUAUUGGACGUAUCUUGAACGAGGGUGAAUGCGACAUGAACUGGGCCAUUGUUUUGACGGAGACUUUAAGCAACAGAUUGUGUAUAAGGAGGGGAAAGGAAAACGCGUUUGACUAUUCAGCGGUGGAUUUAUUUACGUGCUGCAAAGAAUGUGCCAUAGAGGAUCGGUGUACCGGUCGAUGGAAUCUAACCAAAGCCUUAGAAUUUUUGGAAAAAACCGGUGUUGUGUCUGGUGGUUCAAACGGCUGCAAACCUUUUUUACCGAACUUGAUAGCCAGAAGCGAAAUUAACAUUUGCAGAAAACUGUGUACAGAUGGAGACUACAGCAGGUCUCUCAAAGCAUCCAAGAAAUUUAUGAGGAGUUUUAAGUUUCGCUUCAAUUUCACAGAUUCAUAUUCAGAUGAUAUUCAAGCCGAAAUUAUGACAAAUGGGCCAAUUGUGACAUGUAUCAAAUCUAGUGACACAUUUAGAAAUUACAGGAACGGAAUUUAUGAACCUGACGACACUGAAGAUUUAACAAAUUCGUCUCAACACUGCGUCAAAAUAAUUGGCUGGGGGAAGGACAAUGGGCGUUCAUUUUGGCAGGUCGCUAAUUCGUGGGGCCAAACUUGGGGGGAACAAGGAUAUUUUAAGUUUCCUCAAAACGAUACUCAUCUAGGAUUUGGAACACUCGCUAUUGCUCCAGUUCCACAGAGUUAUACUUGUGGGGACUUUUCUGAUUUCGGCCAGUGCGGGUACGAUCACCACGCUCCUCAGUGCAAAAUUUCAGUGUACGCAGUUUUCUCACUUCUCCUAGUGUGUACUUUACUUUAAAUUUAUGUUCAGACUAGUACAAAUAAACGCAGAUGUUGUCAA
This is a messenger RNA of Zophobas morio, 1059 nucleotides long. Its product is annotated as cathepsin B-like. Gene Ontology annotation, cellular component: lysosome. The record is from RefSeq and is a predicted model, not a curated record. Gene Ontology annotation, molecular function: cysteine-type endopeptidase activity. The transcript is spliced from 4 exons. Bases 28 to 1017 code for a protein of 329 amino acids. Lineage: Eukaryota; Metazoa; Arthropoda; Insecta; Coleoptera; Tenebrionidae.